Molecule: messenger RNA, 1223 nt
Organism: Tilletiaria anomala UBC 951
Lineage: Eukaryota; Fungi; Basidiomycota; Exobasidiomycetes; Georgefischeriales; Tilletiariaceae
Product: HAD-superfamily subfamily IIID h protein
Exons: 7
Coding region: 80-1171 (363 amino acids)
Cellular component (GO): nucleus
Molecular function (GO): phosphoprotein phosphatase activity
Source: RefSeq, a predicted model, not a curated record
UGUGGCCGCUUUGUUGCAUUUCAAGACCUGCUCCUACGACACUAUCUCCACAACAAUAUACCGUCACAACAUCGCCAGGAUGUCCGCACCAAGCCAGGCAAGUGCACAUGAUCAGGCUGUCAACGGAAGCGCAGCAGCGGGGCCUGUGGACGAGGGCACUACGAUCGCUUUUAAGUGCAAGUACGCUCAGACAGUCCACUCAGUUCGACUUACGACGUUGGACGAAGUCUCAGACCUGAAAGCUAUUCUGUUUUCCUUGACGGACGUGCCCGCCGAGCGGCAGAAGCUCAUUGGCCUCACAAAGGGUAAGCUGCCUUCUGACGACACUUUAAUUGGUCAGCUCGCCUUUCCACCUUCGAGCGUGAAGGGCAAGACCGCAGAGGGCCUCAAGGAGGUGUCCAUGAUCCUUGUGGGAACACCAAAAGCCCUCACGUUCAAGGACAUUGGAAAGGCAGACGAAGCGCUCGAGGAUUUAAUUCAAGGCGAGGCAGCAGACCUAGAUCCCAAAGCAGUGGACGAACAGCUUCUUCCGCAUCGCAAUCCGAAAUACAUCGCGAAAGUAGAAAUGAUCAUCAAACGCUUCUCAGACUUCCCUCUAAUAACACCGCCCCGACCCGGCAAGAAAUUGCUCGUCCUCGACCUCGACUAUACUUUGGUCGACACCGACCGGCUGCUUCACUCGCCAGGACCUGCUAUGGAGAGCGCGAGACCGGGUAUGCACGAUUUUCUCGCCACCGUCUAUCCUUAUUAUGAUCUCGUCUGCUGGUCACAGACUUCAUGGCGGUGGGUCGAUGCCAAGCUCACGGAACUGCAUAUGCUUUCAGAUCCAAGAUACAAGCUGAGCUGGGUGUUAGACAAGACGACUAUGCCGAGCGUGGAGACCAAAGGAAAGAAGCACCACGUCAAGCCGCUUGAGCUCAUUUGGCGAAGAUUCGGGCCCGAGCAAUAUAGCCCCAAGAAUACGCUCCACAUUGAUGAUCUGAGCAAGAAUUUUGCCAUGAAUCCAGGGAACGGACUCAAGAUCAAGCCUUACAAAAACUCUCCACACAUGGACAGUGAGCUGGUCGCCAUCGGCAAGUAUUGUCUGCAGCUGGCACAUCCAAGCGUCGAGGACUUUACCAAGAUCGACCAUCGUAGUUGGAAGCACUUCAACGGACCUACUGCCGAAUGAAGCACGCUGACAUGGGAUGGCCGUCGCUACCGUUGUCACUGGCCUGUUUACC